Molecule: messenger RNA, 6162 nt
Organism: Labrus mixtus (cuckoo wrasse)
Lineage: Eukaryota; Metazoa; Chordata; Actinopteri; Labriformes; Labridae
Product: aminopeptidase N-like
Exons: 21
Coding region: 560-3451 (963 amino acids)
Biological process (GO): proteolysis; peptide catabolic process
Cellular component (GO): cytoplasm
Molecular function (GO): metalloaminopeptidase activity; zinc ion binding; peptide binding
Source: RefSeq, a predicted model, not a curated record
AAAUCCACUUCUCCAUGUUCCUCUAACUCUAACAUGUGUCUCUAGUCCGUCUACAAACCCCCCAAUCAUGAGAAAAGUCCAUCCUCUCCGUCUUCUCCCUGCUCCACUUUUCAGAAAAUGUGUGCUCAAACAGGCUGUUUGGAGAUUUUCCCUUCAUGACAUCACAAAGGGCAGUAGCCCCUCCCCCAGGUGGGUGACACUCCCACAGCUAGGUGUUUGUUCUGCCCUCUGAGUCUGCCUUCUCACCGUAAACAAUAGGACAUGGAGCGAGAAAGCACCGAGUACACCCAAGCCCUUCCAGAGAGAUAUAUCCAGUCUGGCCUGUGAACGCCCCGGGAUCCCCCCAGGAGGAGCUGGAAAACAUUGAUGUGGAGAGGGACUUACUUCACCUGUUACCUCAUGACAGCAAGCUUAGCAUGGCGUCAGAGAUGUUAUGAAGGUGACUUUGUUGCCAUGUUAAUAGCUCAACCAUUAACUGAGGACGAAAGAGACCUGCAGAGCUGGACAAACACAGACUGAGACCCCCCGCAGAGUCCUCCUCUGACCGUCUGAAUCCAACAUGGGGAAAGUCUACUACAUCAGUAAAAAUGUGGGCCUGGGGUUGCUCGCGUUGGCGGCCGUUGCCCUGGUUACCAUUUUAGCUUUGUCCAUCGCCUACGACAAGGAGAAGGCCAAGAAUCAAGGCACGUCUGGGGACGGGACAGGAGACAGCACCAGCAUGCCUCCCACCACCUCCUCCACCCCAAAGGAGCCGUGGGACCGCUACAGACUGCCACACUCCCUCGUCCCUGAGUCCUACGACGUGACCCUGUGGCCCCGACUGACGCCCGACGAAAACGGCCUGUACGUCUUCACCGGACGCUCUACCGUGCAGUUCAGAUGUGUGAAGGAAACGGACCUCAUCAUCAUCCACUCCAACAAGCUCAACCUCACCGACUUCAACGGUCAACUAGCUAAGCUAACCAGCCUUUCUGAAGCCACGGCGCCCGCCAUACAGAAGUCCUGGCUCGUCCCGAAGACGGAGUAUCUGGUUCUUCAGCUGCAGAGGACGCUAGCUGUCGGAGCGACGUAUUCCCUUCACACUGAGUUUCUGGGAGAGCUGGCAGAUGAUCUUGAAGGCUUUUACAGGAGUGAAUACACCGAGGACGGGGUGAAGAAAGUGGUCGCGACCUCGCAGAUGCAAGCGACGUACGCCAGGAAAACCUUCCCUUGCUUCGAUGAGCCGGCCAUGAAGGCCGUCUUCAAUGUGUCCAUCAUCCACGAGCGAGACAUGGUGGCUCUGUCCAACGGCAGAGAAAUAGCCACUGAAGACGCCGUCGUCGAUGGCGUGCCGGUUAGAACGACAACAUUCGAGCCCACGAGAAGAAUGUCCACAUACCUGCUGGCCUUCAUCGUCUGUGACUUCAUGAGCAUUCAGUCGACACAGAACAACAAUCUGUUGAUCCGAAUCUGGGCCAGAAGAAAAGCCAUCGAUGACGGGCAGGGUGAAUACGCUCUCAACGUCACGGGGCCCAUCCUUCAGUUUUAUGAGCGGUACUACAACGCAGCGUAUCCGCUCUCCAAGUCAGAUCAGAUCGCUCUGCCUGACUUCAACGCGGGGGCCAUGGAGAACUGGGGUCUGGUCACGUACAGGGAGACGGCUCUGCUCUACGACCCCGUCAUGUCCUCCACUGGAAACAAAGAGAGAGUGACGACUGUGAUCGCUCACGAGCUCGCCCACAUGUGGUUUGGGAACUUGGUGACUGUGCAGUGGUGGAACGACCUGUGGUUGAACGAGGGCUUUGCGUCGUACGUGGAGUACCUCGGAGCCGACCACGCUGAGCCCACCUGGAACAUCAAAGACCAGAUCAUUCUUUAUGACGUGCACAAGGUGUUUGGGAUGGACGCCCUCGCCUCGUCUCACCCGCUGACACGCAGAGAGGACGAGGUCAACGACCCUGCACAGAUCAGCGAGAUGUUCAACACCAUCUCCUACAGCAAGGGAGCGGCGGUGCUCAGGAUGCUGUCCGAGUUUCUCACAGAGUCUGUGUUUGCGAGAGGCCUCAGUUCUUACCUGAACACGUUCGCCUUCAGCAACACAGUGUACACCGACCUGUGGGACCAUCUCCAGAAGGCUGUUGAGAACACACCAGGUUUGCACAUUCCUCACACUGUCCACGACAUCAUGAACCGCUGGACUCUGCAGAUGGGCUUCCCCGUGGUCACUCUCGACACCCGGACGGGACGCAUCACCCAGAAACACUUCCUGCUGGAUCCGGACUCUGUGGUGGACCGGCCCUCUCAGUUCAAUUACACGUGGUUUGUCCCCAUCAAAUGGAUGAAGACAGGUGUGGAGCAACAACAGUACUGGCUCCUUAAAGACACAGACACCCACGGUGAGAUGAGCGUUUCAGGAGGGGACUGGGUUCUGUUGAACACCAACGUUUCCGGGUUCUUCAGGGUGAACUACGACCUCCAGAACUGGGAUCGUCUUCUCUCUCUGCUCAACACCGAUCACCAGGCUUUAUCAGUCAUCAACAGAGCUCAGAUCAUAGACGACGCAUUCAACCUAGCAAGAGCCAAAAUAAUCAACACCACACUCGCCCUGAGAACGACCACAUACCUGUCCAGGGAGAGAGACUACAUCCCCUGGGAGUCGGCUCUGAGGAACCUCGACUACUACAUCCUCAUGUUUGACCGCACCGAGGUUUACGGAGCGUUGCAGGCGUACCUCAAGAAACAAAUCCAACCGCUUUUCGAGCACUUCAAGGAAAUCACCAACAACUGGACCAGAGUUCCUGCAGGACACACCGACCAGUAUAAUCAGAUAAACGCCAUCGGAAUAGCGUGCAGUACAAACGUGGCGGGCUGCAGAGAGCUGAUUAAAGGCUGGUACCGACAGUGGAUGGAGAAUCCACAACACAACCCCAUCCAUCCCAACUUGAAGAGCACAGUUUACUGCAGUGCCAUCGCGUUCGGAGGAGUGGAAGAAUGGGACUUUGCCUGGAAGAUGUUCAAGAACGCCACUCUGGCAUCGGAAGCCGCCAGGCUACGGUCAGCCAUGGCCUGCACAAAAGCACCUUGGCUGUUGAACAGGUAUCUGGAGUACACUCUGGACCCGUCAAAGAUCCGCAAGCAGGACGCCACCUCCACCAUCCAGUACAUCGCUCGAAACGUUGUGGGGAUGCCGCUGGCCUGGAGCUUCGUCAGAGCUAAAUGGAGCUACAUUUUCCAGCAGUACGGAAGAGGAUCGUUUUCCUUCGCUGGUCUCAUCAACGGAAUCACAAGACGGUUCUCGACAGACUUUGAGCUGCAGGAGCUGAAGAAGUUCAAAGAAGACAACGUCCAUGUUGGUUUUGGCUCCGCCUCCUUGGCCGUGGAGCAGGCGAUCGAGAAGACCACCGCCAACAUCAAAUGGGUGACGGAGAAUAAAGCCGGUGUGCUGACGUGGUUCACUGAGGAGUCCACAUGAGGACACGAGGACACUUUAAAUGACAAACUCUUUUUUUCCCUGCACUGGGAUACGUAAUGAAUGACAAUCACUAUAAUCAUCAACCACAAAUGAGCGGCCUGUGACAGCUGCUAACAACUGUGCAAACACGACUAAGUGUGAUGAUGGUCACACCAUCGUCACACCAUCGUACCAAAUCAGUGAUAUGACACUAAACCAAGGACUCCAUAUCUUAACCUCCGGUCCAUGAAUGACAUCAUCACUGUUUGGUGGAAUAAAUAUAAGAAACGUUUGACUCCUUGAAAUCACCAACAGAAAAUAAAAAGUGAUGUCAAGGAAAACUUCCAAUCACAUUUUCUUUUAGCUUCAACUUCCUGCCUUUCUACGGUGGCCUGUAGGUGCAAAGGCUCGGCAACCGCUGAAACGACGUACAUUCAGAAAAACACUCAAAUGCUGCAAUUAAAAAAAAACCAAAUGCAACAGAUGAAACUUGCUGCAAAUUAAACAAACGUGCUGCAAAAGCAAGAAACAAAUGAAUUAACAUCAAAAACAUGCAUAUUCAGAAACAGCUGUAAAGGGAGAAAUGCUGCAAAUUCAGCCUCCAGGCCUGUAGGGGGCGCUCUAAGGGGCUUAUUUACAUGAGCGAGUAAAGGUCCAGACACACCAAGGAGUUCGCCGGCCGUCAAGGUGAGCAAUUGUCGCCCUAGUUUUUGCGCUGUGUCCAGUUCUGUCGCUACCCAUCGGCCCCCGUCUGCUAUUUUUUUCACUGAAUCGACAUGUUGAUUCACUCUGAUUGGCUGUUCAGCUAAGCGAAUCAGUGCACGAGAAGAAAAACGGUAGUGAUGAAUGCAAGUAAACGACUUCAACUUUUUAUCACACAUCAUUCUCGAUUAGAAGUACAAAGUCAGCCUCCAGGCCUGCAGGGGGCGCUCUAAGUGGGAAGUUUAUUUUCAUUAGAGAGUAAGAGAGGAUCCAGGCUAGGUGGGAAAGUUGCACAGCUGAAUGAAUUCACAGCAAAGAAGAGAUUUAAAGCGAGUCCAGUCUGGAUUCUGACACCGGGUAAGAGACAGCCGAGGAGGGGUUCCGUCGCUGUAGCCCCCUCGGGAUGCCUGGCGCUAGCGCUAGCUGUGUGGCUAACGAGCUCCGGCACCUCCCUCUGCCUCCACAACCUUCCCACCGUCCCCGCGGUCAGAGUCCAGGUUGAACUUUCUGUUUAUCUCUUGGCUACAGAUUAGCAUUUACUCCUCCCUGUCAUCAAACCAUAGCCCUGUUCAGACCGCCGUUUCAAGCCGCGAUAUUUACGCCUCUGUGACGUUUUUUGUGAUGGAUGUUCAAAGACGAGAUGGCGGCUGAGCUUAGUUGAGUCACAUUUGCAGUCUGAAAAUAGCUGAUGACACUUUCACCACCUGACAAGUUCCAUCUCCCGGCAUUCUGAAGUCCCGUGCCUACGCCGGAAAAACAGUAGCGGUCGCCGCGAUGCUAACUUCAUUAACUAGCUAACUUAGCUAACUAGCUAACUUGCUUAUGAAUUCUCUGCGUUUCUAAAUAUGCUGCGCUGUUUUCUUAAUGUACGUUGUUUCAUCUGUUGCAGAGCCUUUGCACCUAUCGUUCCCUGACAUUUCUUAUCGUGUAACAGGUUUAACGUAACGGCGUCCUGAGCGGCGUCCUCUCUGUUGCCAUCAGGAUGUUGAGCGAGGCGUUGGACAAAAUAUCCACACAGAACUAUAUCCCUGUCCUUACUUGUGUGGUAUAUUUACCGCUGGUGCCAAAUAUCGAUGUUUUGAUUUUUUCAAAAUGAAACGACUCUGAUCAGAUUCUUCCUGCUGAUUCGACUCGUCACUGCACGACUCCUCUCGGUGGCGCUUACGACAUGAAUGAGGGUAACAUGAACAGAUGGUAAUCGGGCAAUGAGGAUGAUGACGACAGCAGGACCAAAAAAAGAAGAAGAUGAAGUUAAAGUCAGGGUUGGUCAUUUCCUCCAGAUCCACUUUUUCAGAUUCUGGUUGAAUUUGUCUUUAGGUCCUGACAGAAAUUAAUAACUCAUGUUCUCUGAAAAAAGGAACAAAGAGAAUCCAUCAUCUGUAUCAGCUGUCAUGGAGAAGAAAAGAUGUUUUUCUACUGGCAUUAUGUUUCUGUUUACUGUGAUGUUUAUUUUACUAUUUCAUUUGUCUCAUCACACGUCGCCGUCUGCUGUAGUGCAAAACAUUCUGAUCAUAAAUAUCAGACCGGUCAGGAUGAAGAAUUAACAAAGCAUAAUCAAGUAGCGACCUCCAGUGUUGAAACAUGAAGCUGAUGCUGAAGUGUAACAUCCUGCAGUUCCUGGAGUGUCCACUAGAGGCUGGCUGCAGAAGCACAGGAAGUCACAUACACACCCAUUCUAAAAAGCCUGUUUUUUGAGAUUAACAUGUUUACAGCCUGGUUCAAAAAACCAAAUAGGUGUGAUUAGCUCAUGUCUCGAUGGACACACACUGUACGGGGGGUGAAUGUUUUGAUGACUCAUCAGUUUUGAUUUGAUGAAGGAUAAGAGUUAUUCACAAUAAGGCGUGUAGCUGACCUGAUUGACAGGUGGGCGCGGUGUAACGGUUUGUCAAGGUUCUUUUACGUCCUUCAGCUCGCUUCUCGUCUGGAUGGACUGACCAUAAGUUUCCACUUCAGUGGGAACAGAGAAACCCUUUGUAUAAAAUAAAUAUGACCGUAAUAAAUGAUUUACCCUUUGUGGAUGUUUUUACUCC